AUGAAUCGAUUUGUGGAUUGUACCAAGGGAAAGAUCUUAUCUUUGUUCCCUUUACUGAGCUCUGCAGUUGAUGUUGAGCGGCACGCCAGAGAUUUCAUGGAAGCUGCGAAGAAGCUUCAGCUCUAUUUCAUGGGAUUGAAACGGGAAGAUCACGCGCCCACCAGAGCAGAAAGCCUUAAGAAGGAGAUUGCGGUAAUGGAGGAAGAGCUUAAGACAAAAGAGGAGCUUAUAAAGAAGCACACAAAGCUUAUCCAAGAAUCGCAGAAGCUAGUGAAACAACAGAUCGAGAAACACCGAGUGGAGCUGGAGAAAGUAUAA
Thlaspi arvense is the source of this 318-nucleotide messenger RNA. NCBI's taxonomy places the organism in Eukaryota, Viridiplantae, Streptophyta, Magnoliopsida, Brassicales, Brassicaceae. The record is from the annotation of a GenBank genome assembly.